AUGGGGGUUGCCCGGGAGACCGAGCGGCCGGCCAGCCUUGGCUUCCCCGGCGCCAGCAGCGCCCAGGCGGGCCGGGCAUGCAGUGGGUGGGAGGCCUCGAGCCGCUCCCCCGGGAGGGCCCAGCUCUGCUCAGCCACAGGCAUGAUGAACAUUGGAACGAUUGAUGUCUACUUAAACAAGACGAGAGCCAACCUCCAGACCCUGGUGGUGUGCGGCGGGGAGGAGCAAGAGAAUGAGUCCUGGAGCAUGUACGCGGAGAGGAAAAACAUGGUGCUGGAGUUCCUUCACUCCGACCUGAGCCUCCACCUGCUCAAACGCCACCACAAGCGGAUUGAGCUUUUACGGAAAUGUUCCUAUUACAUUGAAAUCCUGCCCAAGCACUUGGCCCUGGGAGACCAGAAUCACCUGAUGCUCCCCACCACCAUGUUCCAGCUGAUAGACCCGUGGAGGUUCCAGAGGAUGAAGAAAGUGGGAACCAUCCAAACCAAAAUCCAGCUGCUGCUGCUUUCGGAACUUUUGGAACAGCUGGAGAGAGGUCGGGAGGAGCUGGUCCACUUCCUGGAGACCUACGACACGAUGGCUUUCCUCUCCAGGUGGGACGUCAUCCGGCAAAGGUUGUCCGAUCUGUCGGAGCAGAUGGACAAUUUCCUGGCCAUGCUGGUCCCCGGGAAGUUGUACGUCAAGCAUCGCCUCGUCUCCGAAGUCGGGGUUACCAAAAUCCCACACAUUAAGCUCGUCCUCGUCACCAAGAUGCCGGUGAUCUUCGACCGGAAGGAAUCAGUCGCCCACGAGGACUGGGUGAGCCUCAAGUGGUUCGUCGGCUCUCAGCAGCCGCAACUGGAACAAUACGAACUCCGUUUCAAGCUUCUGGAGCCCCGGUUGCCGCAAGAAAAGGGCCACUGUGGGAUCAUGGCAGUGGCCUCCGACACCUGCGAAAUCCACAACCUCCUCUCGGACCGCUUGUACAGGUUCACUGUCAAAAGAGCAGAGACGUACACCCUCGUCUAUGAACAGUGGCGGGAUUCCAUCGCGCUGAAGACGAAGCCGUACCUCGAGGAAGGCGAGGAGGACACCGUGUCCGAACGUCGCUUUUCCCACCUUAGCCAUACCCAGAGAAUGUAA
Molecule: messenger RNA, 1122 nt
Organism: Heteronotia binoei (common prickly gecko)
Lineage: Eukaryota; Metazoa; Chordata; Lepidosauria; Squamata; Gekkonidae
Gene: FNDC11
Product: fibronectin type III domain containing 11
Exons: 2
Coding region: 1-1122 (373 amino acids)
Source: RefSeq, a predicted model, not a curated record